Messenger RNA from Copidosoma floridanum, 2710 nucleotides. RefSeq names its product scavenger receptor class B member debris buster (gene dsb). Gene Ontology annotation, cellular component: cytoplasm; membrane. The record is from RefSeq and is a predicted model, not a curated record. Gene Ontology annotation, molecular function: scavenger receptor activity. NCBI's taxonomy places the organism in Eukaryota, Metazoa, Arthropoda, Insecta, Hymenoptera, Encyrtidae.
GUCACUGCGAGCCAGCACGAGCUGAUAAUCCUAAUUCUCGGUGUCGUCUUGUCGUCGUGCACACCGAUUAAAACCUUACCUUGGCUCUCGCACCCUGGGACCGACCGUUUCUCUUAUGGUGUUCACGUGCGUGCCGCGUUGGCUGAAAAUCGAUGCGCCGCCCGCUCUAUCGGAAGAAGGACAAGCGCCGCGGAGCCAAACCUCCCUCCGGUAGAAUAGCCAUUAUACUCUUCGGUCUCCUCGCCUUGAUCAUAGGCUCCAUACUAAUAACGAUACCAUGGGUCGAUUACAUCAUACUCAGGCAAUUGAGGUUGUGGAACGGCUCGCUUAGCUUUCAAUAUUGGCAGAAGCCCGGUGUCGUGCGUCUCACCAAAGUGUACAUAUUCAACGUGACGAACGCCGAGAGCUUUUUGAGCUUCCAGGAGAAGCCCAAGCUCCAAGAAGUUGGUCCCUUCAUCUACAGGGAAGAUAUGGAAAAGGUGAACAUCGUCUUUCACAACAAUGGAACAGUCACGUAUCAGCACAAGAAAAUCCUCAACUUCGUACCAGAGAUGUCAAAAGACAGCGAUCUUCGAGUACUUGUGCCGAACAUUCCACUCCUCACCCUGUCGACGCAAAGCAAAAGCCUGCCCCGGAUACUGACGAUGGGCCUGUCCAUGUUUCUCAGCGGCAUGGACAUGAAGCCCUUCGUACCAGUGACGGCACAGGAGUUGGUCUUCGGCUACGACGAUCCGCUGAUCAGCAUAGCCCACCGAUUUUUCCCGAAGACGCGACGCCCGAUGAGUCAAAUGGGCCUACUCCUUGGACGGAAUGGGACGCUGAGCGAGGUGUCGACGAUUUACACGGGCCACACGGACAUGAAGGAAUUCGGUCUCUUGAACAGACUAAACGGAAUGGAUAAGCUUCCUUAUUGGCCGGACGCCCCGUGCAACUCAAUUAGAGCCUCGGAAGGCUCAUUCUUCCCACCUCGAGACCGCACGGGCGAGGACAUCGUGAACGUGUGGGACAAGGACCUGUGCCGGGUAUUACCCCUCAAGUAUCGCGGUCCGGCGGAAAAAACCGGCAUCAAGGCGGACCUGUACACGCCGCCAGACACCGUCUUCGAUCCGCCCAGUGAACAGAUGCCCGACAACGAGUGCUUCUGCCCCGACGAUCCCAACAGUUGCCCGCCCCGGGGCCUCCAGAACAUCAGCCCCUGCCAGUACAGUGCUCCGGUGUAUCUAUCGUUCCCUCAUUUCUACAAGGCAGAUCCCAAACUUCUGGACGCUAUUGUUGGACUAAACCCAGUGCCAAAACUACACGAAACGUAUUUCAAAAUACAGCCGAAACUGGGGGUCCCGGUGGAAGGCAAGGUCCGGGUGCAGUUGAACCUAAAAGUCGAGCACCAGCCGGACAUAAGCGCAGUGGCGAAUUUCACGGACAUCGUGUUCCCGAUAAUGUGGCUAGAGGAGGGCGUGGACGAGUUAACUCCGUCGAUCCGCCGCUGGGUGUACCUGGCCACGACGUUCGCCGACACGCUGGUCCCCUGUCUCGCCUACGGCCUCGUUCUAGUCGGCAUCGGUUGCCUGUGCGUCGUCAUCUACAAGUCGUACAGCAACGUCGUCCUGACGCACGAGGCCAUCGAGCUCGGCAAGCGCACCAUACGACGGGGCUCCUCGUUCAUAGUCAACGGUCAGCACAGGCUGCUCAUGACCAAAGACUCGUACGUGCUUCUGCAGACGGAGGACCACGAGGACGAGCAGAAGCGAACUGCCCUCAAAACUUUCAUGACCAACGAUCCCGCGUUUGCCUACUGAUCGCUAAUAAGUUGCGCUGGUGAUGGCGACGAUCAUUUAUAUUAUCACUAUAUGAUUGAUCAUUGUUCAAAAGAUUUUUUCAAAUCGCCUUGGACUAUUCCGAUUGAUGAUUAAACGUUUACAUUUUUACCCUCAUUACAAAUGUUUUCCUUUUUUUUUUUUUUUUCUAUUAUUAUUAUUAACGUAACUCAGCUGUUUAUAUUACGAUUAGUUUUUGCGAUAGUCUUACCAUGUGCGUUAAUAAUAAUAAUAAUCAAUGAAUAAGUGCGUACUACUGUGGGAUACGAGUUGUUUAAACGAGCUUAAUGAACUUCAAAUGUUUCGAGUCACAAAAAAUGGUGUAGCCGAAACUUUUAGAUAGUUAUUAAAGUUCUUCUUAAGUUUUGUAAAAUCAGGAAAGGUAUUUAUGCGGCAAAACAACAAAGACAUUGUUCUUGUAAUCGAAAUUAUCAAACUUUGAUCACUGGAGGGUGUGGUAAUUAAUUAUUGUAUACUCUUUUGUGAUUUGGGUUGUUGCAAUUUUUGCUUCUCAGUAGAUAUUGAUAAAUUAUUUUUAUCAUUUGUAUGUACCAAGUUAAUUAAUAUAUCAAAGACUGCGUCAGAGAAGGUUAUUGUUCUUCAUAGUGCAAUAGAAAAUGUACUAUAGUGUGUGUUUAAAUUUUUUUGUAUUAUCUUUUUUUUACGUGUGUAGAAUGAUUCGCAGUCAUAGACAAUAGCGUUUUGUACAGCUUUAAGUUUAGGUACGAUUGUUAUAAUGCUAAGGUCUUGAGAGAAGGAUUUUUGAAGUGUCUUAUUCUGAGAGGAAAAAGUAUCGGGCAAAAAUGAAACAUGUUAGAUAACGCUGAAAAAAUUACAAUCUUUUUAAAAAUAUUACACGUGCGUAUGAAUUUUUUUCAGACGUAUUUUUGAAAAAC